Messenger RNA from Vigna angularis (adzuki bean), 1727 nucleotides. RefSeq names its product ribulose bisphosphate carboxylase/oxygenase activase 2, chloroplastic. Gene Ontology annotation, cellular component: thylakoid; chloroplast stroma. The coding region runs from base 104 to 1528 and encodes 474 amino acids. The transcript is spliced from 6 exons. Gene Ontology annotation, molecular function: ATP hydrolysis activity; ribulose-1,5-bisphosphate carboxylase/oxygenase activator activity; ATP binding. Lineage: Eukaryota; Viridiplantae; Streptophyta; Magnoliopsida; Fabales; Fabaceae. The record is from RefSeq and is a predicted model, not a curated record.
UCCACACUAUAAAACACCGUCUCACCUAUUCAAUCCAACCAAACACCUUGAAACACUUAGUUUUCUGUUGUCUUGUUCCCCUUUAACACUCCUACUAGUCAAAAUGGCUGCCUCAAUGCCAACCUUUGGAGCUGUUAACAUGGCACCGUUGAAACUGAAUGGCUAUAGCAGUGGAGUGACAGGCUCUGCAUUCUUUGGAAUCUGUUUGAAGAAAACCAGUUCUGUGAGAUCUAGCCAGAAGAGUGUGUGUGGGAAUUUCAAAGUUUCUGCAGAGAUUGAAUAUGAUGAGGAGAAGCAGACUUCAAAGGAUAGAUGGGGAGGACUUGCUUAUGACACUUCCGAUGACCAGCAGGAUAUCACUAGAGGGAAGGGAAUGGUGGACACUCUCUUCCAAGCUCCCAUGGAGAGUGGCACUCACUAUGCUGUCAUGAGUUCCUAUGAUUACAUCAGUGCUGGUCUUCGCCAGUACAAUUUGGACAACACCAUGGAUGGCUUCUAUAUUGCUCCUGCAUUUAUGGAUAAGAUUGUUGUUCACAUCACCAAGAACUUUUUGUCCUUGCCAAAUAUUAAGGUUCCUCUUAUUUUGGGUAUUUGGGGAGGCAAAGGUCAGGGGAAAUCAUUCCAAUGUGAGCUUGUCUUUGCCAAGAUGGGAAUCAACCCCAUAAUGAUGAGUGCUGGAGAAUUGGAGAGUGGAAAUGCUGGAGAGCCUGCUAAGUUGAUCAGGCAAAGGUACCGUGAGGCAGCAGACAUUAUCAGAAAAGGAAAGAUGUGCUGUCUCUUUAUCAAUGAUCUUGAUGCUGGAGCUGGUAGGCUUGGUGGAACAACUCAGUACACUGUGAACAACCAGAUGGUGAAUGCAACCCUCAUGAACAUUGCUGACAACCCAACCAAUGUCCAACUUCCUGGCAUGUACAACAAGGAGGAGAAUCCCCGUGUUCCAAUCAUAGUCACUGGCAAUGACUUCUCAACAUUGUAUGCUCCUCUCAUUCGUGAUGGUCGUAUGGAGAAGUUCUAUUGGGCACCUACUCGAGAUGACAGGAUUGGUGUCUGCCAAGGCAUUUUCAGAACAGAUGGUAUCCCAAAAGAGGACAUCAUCAAGCUUGUUGACACUUUCCCUGGCCAAUCUAUUGACUUCUUUGGUGCCUUGAGGGCCAGAGUGUAUGAUGAUGAAGUGAGAAAGUGGAUUUCUGGGGUGGGAGUGGAGAAUGUUGGGAAAAAGUUAGUGAAUUCAAAGGAGGGACCACCAACUUUUAAGCAACCACAGAUGUCUCUUAGCAAGCUCCUUGAGUAUGGAAACAUGCUUGUCCAAGAGCAAGAGAAUGUGAAGAGAGUUCAACUGGCUGACAAAUACCUCAAAGAGGCUGCACUUGGAGAUGCAAAUGAAGAUGCCAUGAAGACAGGAAACUUCUAUGGACAAGCAGCUCAGCAAGUUCAUGUUCCUGUUCCUGAAGGUUGCACUGACCCUGCUGCAGAAAACUAUGAUCCAACAGCCAGAAGUGAUGAUGGAAGCUGCACAUAUACACUUUAGGUGAUGAUUCUUAGGUAAAUUUGGAGCAGAUACGGAGAUAUAUGGUACAGAAGAAUAAAGAAUGUUAUCAUGUUUUUCACAUUUGCAUUCACUUCUUUUAUGUAUGUUGUAGAUAUUUGAAACCUUUUGUGUUUGGUUUUAUGGGUGGCAAUGAGACAUCUUAUAGCUAUCAUAGUUGAAAACGUCCUUUUCUUUGGGU